Molecule: messenger RNA, 729 nt
Organism: Trichomonas vaginalis G3
Lineage: Eukaryota; Parabasalia; Trichomonadida; Trichomonadidae
Product: cysteine-type peptidase protein
Exons: 1
Coding region: 1-729 (242 amino acids)
Biological process (GO): proteolysis
Molecular function (GO): cysteine-type endopeptidase activity
Source: RefSeq, a predicted model, not a curated record
AUGAUUGCAUUGCAGAACAUCAAGAAAAUAGGUACUGACAUAACAAAUAUUGCUGUUAGCUCUUUAUCAAACAAUUUAAUUAACGUGGCCUUCAUUGUUAUCAAUCAAUAUCUUGGGACAAGAUUAUCUUUAGGAGAUGCACCAAUGAAUGAUGCAAUAAAUAUUGCAACAUGCUUUAGUAAAUUUGGAUAUACUGUCUAUUUUAUGGUAGAUCCUAAGUGUUCAAAUUUCAUAUCAAAAUUUAAUUAUUUGAUUCAGAAUACUACAAACGAUCUUGUAUUUUAUUAUAUUGGACACGGAGUUAUUGAUAAUGAACUAAAUAGUAAUGCAUUUUUAUUCAAAGAUAAAAAUUGUGAUCGUUACACAUUAUCAAGUUCUAUUAGCCUUGCCCAAAGAAAUGAUCUAAGGUUAGUGUUUAUUUCAGACUGCUGCUAUGCUGGCUCAAUAAUAGAUUUAGACAAUGGAUUUCAUAUUAACAGCAAUAUCGUUACAAUUUCAUCUACAAAUGGUAGACAAAAAGCAAGACAAAUUGUAGCCAAUAGGAAAGAACAAGGAUUAUUUACAUAUUUUCUAAUUGAUGCCUUAACCAACGAACCUUCUCUCACUAUCAAAGGCUGCCAACAACUUUUACGUCCAAAACUAAAGAGUUUCUCACAAACAAUAACUAUACAUUCAUCAAAACGAAAUUAUUUGAAGCAACCGAUAAUUCAUCAGAGACAAACAAGGUAA